CACAGUGGACUUCAUUUGAGCGACACGUCAGUGCGAGCAGCGGCGUUUGGUGGAUUUAAACCUUAUCUCUUUUUACUUUUUCUCAUCUUUCCAGCACCCUAAAGACUUGAGCAACCAUUGUUGUCUUUUUUAGUUGUUUUUUUUUACUACAUUUGCCAGCCAGGAAGGAUGUAGCUGUUAAUAUGGAGCUGCCGGGGAGGCUUCUCAAGGUUAAUGAAUCUGUAACCGCGAGCAAUAUGGCACCAGAUUCCCCACUUCACGCAUACAGUACAUGCCACACGGAAAAGCAGAACCUCUCCUUGGUGAGCCAGAUGGCCUACAUGGCACUCAGCGUACUGCGGUCCCUUGCAUUCUAAAGAAGACAUCUGAACAUUUUCCACUGCAUGUUACCAAAUUGGCUGCAAGAUGCCAGAUUCAAUUAACAAAAGCAGAUGACCACUGCUUAGUGCGGAUCACAUACACCAGCAAAAAACAAGCAGGCUUUUAAUCCAGAAAGUAUUCCUCCUCUGUGCGAAGAAUCUGCUUGCCGUGUGGAGGAGGACCUGUGGGAAUACAAGGAUCAAUUCAAGGGCACGUUCACAAGCUCGCCGCAUCCCUUCCCCCUUCCAAAGAUGACGGCAAGGAUAGAAAGCUGAGCCCGGGAGUACGGUGGAGCUUGAUGAAUUCCGAGGAAUCUUAAAACAAACACUGUUCUUUCGUGUUAGUUGGUGCGAGGGUAGGUUACCAUGUGGGCAUCAGCGGCAGGCGCGCGCUGCCUCCCGGCCGCCGCCAUCCUUUUGGCCCUCUGCGUCCAAUCAGCGACGACCAUGGACGACGACGUGAGGCCGCGCAUCACUUUUCCAUACAAUGCAAAGGAGAGAUCGGCUAAAAGGUUCUCUGCCGAGGGCGUCUUCAAUUACACAUCGCUGCUGCUCAGCCAGGAGGACGACAUGCUGUACGUGGGGGCCCGGGAAGCGCUGUUUGCCCUCAGCCUCUCCGACAUCAGCAGGACUAAGCUGCAGAAGAAUCUAACUUGGGCUACUCCGCUUGGAAAGAGAGAAGAGUGCAGCUUCAAAGGGAAGAACCUCGAGACCGAUUGCUUCAAUUAUAUCAAGAUUCUGCUGCGUCUCAACAGCACUCACCUGUACGUGUGCGGCACCUACGCCUUCAGCCCCAUCUGCAGCUACAUCAACACGUCCACUUUCACGCUGGCGAGGGACGACGCCGGUGAGGUGGCGAUGGAGGAUGGACGCAGCCGCUGCCCUUUCAAUCCCGAGUACAAAUCCACCGCCAUCAUUGUUGAUGGUGAGUUGUACACGGGCACGGUCAGCAACUUCCAAGGGAACGAGCCUGUCAUUUAUAAGAGUUUGGGCCAAGGAAUGGCACUAAAGACGGAAAACUCUUUGAAAUGGCUGCAAGAUCCAUUCUUUGUGGGCUCGGCUUACAUCGAGGAGAGUCAGCCAAUAGGGAACCCUGUGGGUGACGAUGACAAAAUUUACUUCUUCUUCAGCGAGGCGGGGAAGGAAUUUGACUUCUUCGACAACACCAUUGUGUCGAGGAUCGCUCGCGUGUGCAAGGGCGACAGAGGUGGCGAGCGUGUCCUGCAGAAGAAGUGGACCACCUUCCUGAAGGCCCAGCUCCUGUGUUCCCUGCCAGAUGAUGGCUUCCCUUUCAACAUCAUCCAGGACAUGUUUGUCCUGAAACCCAUGGGAGACAGCUGGGAGAGCACUGUCUUCUAUGGCGUCUUCACGUCACAGUGGUACAAAGGAGCGUCAGGCAGCUCUGCAGUGUGUGCCUUCACCAUGGCACAGGUGGAACGGGCCUUCAAUGGACGCUACAGGCAGGUCAACAGGGAGACCCAGCAGUGGUACACGUACAAUCACCCUGCACCUGAACCACGACCCGGAGCUUGUGUGACCAACCACGCCAGGCAAAUGGGAAUCCAGUCGUCCUUGCACAUGCCCGACAAGGUGCUCAACUUCGUUAAGGACCAUUUCCUGAUGGACAGUGUAAUCCGCAGCGCUCCUUUGUUGCUCAAACGCAGCGUGCGCUACACGCAGAUUGCUGUCCACAAGAUCCAGGGCAUGGAGAGGGCCUAUGAUGUGCUCUUCAUUGGAACAGAUGACGGAAAGCUACACAAAGCCGUCAACGCCAACGACAAGAUGCACAUCAUCGAGGAGAUGGUUCUGUUUCCCGUCCCGCAGCCCGUGCAGCACAUCGAACUGGACCCUCAGAGGGGCCUGCUGUUUGUGUCAUCCUACUCUGGCCUUGUGGAGGUCCCCGUGGCUAACUGCUCCAACUACCAAAGCUGUGGAGAGUGUGUCCUGUCUAGAGACCCUUACUGUGCCUGGACCGGACGGUUGUGUCGGGACGUCAGGAUGGCACCGCCCGACAGCCACUGGCAGCAAGAUGUGGAGGAGGCUGAUACAUCGGCCAUUUGUAACAAGACGCUCUUCGGCCCGAGAGCUGUCCGACCAGCAGCUGCCCGUGGAUCCCGUUGCCAUCUUAUCACAAUCCCUACCAACACAUUACGGGUCUUGCCCUGCAAGCUGCGCUCCAACCUGGCCCAGAGGAAGUGGCGCUACAGCGCCAGCCAGUUCCUCUACACCACCCCCGAGGGCAGCCUGGUGGUGGUGGCGCAAGCCGACAAGACGGAGACCUACGAGUGCUGGUCGGAGGAGGAGAGUUUCCGCCAGCUGCUGGCCAACUACUGCGUGAGAGCGGAACCUCACCUUGAGAGCACCACGACCGCGGUGAGCCACUCACGCACGCCACACGUGAAGCGCGAGGAGGUCAUGAUCCUUCCAGGCGAGUCUCGCUCGGAGCAGAUCCACACCAAGACCUACUGGAACGAGCUCAUCGUGGUGUGCGCCCUGCUCGCCUUCUCCCUCGUUGUCUUCUCCUUGUUCGUCAUCUACCGCAACCGCGACCACAUGAAGUCGAUGCUCAAGCAGGGUGAGUGUGCCAGCAUGCAGCAGAAGAAGCCCAGGAUGGCCGGCAAGCCCACAGAGAGCCUGCCGCUCAACGGCAACACCAUCCCUGUGUCCACGUCGGACCACAAGGGCUACCAGACACUCAACGACAACUACAUCUGCAGCACGCCAACCAGGGAGUCCUCGCCAGAGAGCAAGAGCUUCUCCGACGCGUCCGAUGGGCGGCCACUCAACAUCAAAGAAAGCCACGUGGAGUACUCGCCCACUUGCCCCCGGCCCAGAGUGCGGUUAGGCUCGGAAAUUAAAGACUCCAUUGUGUGAGACGAGACGCUGACAUAUUUUUGUGUUGCUCUUUUUUUUUUUUGCUUUCAAGCUGCGUGGGAUGGCAAAAGCAGCUCCAGCAGGGUCGAGGACUUGACAGCUGCUCUCCAAUAGUUUAGUCAAUUUCCUCAUGGCCACUAAUUGCAUACGAAAUGCGUGCCUAGUGUGGCAAUGCAAGACAGAAGACGGUCUCGCAGUAUUUAUGUCUUCAAGUCAAUUGUCCUUAGACGUCUACUGCCCUGGCCGUACAAAAGCCACCAAGUUCAGGUUCAACGAGGACGAAAAACUGAUGCGUUCUUACUAUGUCUGUGUGGACGAUGAUGAACAGAUAAAGGACGAUGAGACUGUAUAACAGCUUAACAGAUCAAAGAGGCAACGAAAAGGCCACUAAACGCGCAAACUCGUACCUCCUGAAUGUAUGUCCGGAAAAGAAAAGAAAAAGUCUGUUUAUUCGCACAUACCAGUGAACGCACCGUGGACCGUCGGACGGCAAGCGUCUACGCUGAAUCAUGCAGGUACUACGAUGAUUAGGAAAUAUGGGAGCAUUAAGCGGGGUACACGCAUACCUAUAAUCAGGCUGAAUUUGAGCAUUUUUCCUCCCUUGAUCGAAGUCGCCAAAGGCCUAAUUGUCGGUUGUCUCUAAACGAUUAUCCUGAGCAAUUAACCAGGGGUGUCAGGUGUUGAGAAUUAUUUUUUCCAUGUCCAAUCUGCUUGGAAACCAACAAUCGUAAUGUUAAGCCUGUUCAGUAUUUACGAUUUUACACAAUUGUCUAUCGUGUGGUCAACACCAAGAUGGGCUGAUACACGGACACUGUGAUUGUGACAUGGAAGAGAAUGCUAGCCAAUCAGCAAGCUCGCUGAAGCUGGCGCUGUUGCUCAACACAAACAAAGGAGAAACUGGUUGUCUUGCUUGUUUGUAGAACGUGUCAUUCAAAUCAUUCACCCCAAAAAAAUAAAUGACAAGGAGACGAGAAUAGUUUGCACCAGAUUAACUAACACAUGGGCUGUGUUCAGACUCAUUCACGCAUUCCCCACCUCUACAUUUUUUUUAUGUAGUGGACAACAGCGAACCCUCGCAUAUUUGCAGUUCAGCAUUCGCCAAUUUGCCUAUUUACGAAUUUGUUUUGGAACAUAUCCUCCGCUCUUUGCUGAAAAACUAUCAGUAUUGCUUUGGCACCAUCUGGUGGCAUUUUGGUGUCAAGGAACUAUGUUGCAGUGAGUUUUUUGGCUGUCUGGAUACCCUGUAGCACCAUGCUGCCUCUCACAGGUCAGUUUUGACACUAUGACAGACAUGGUUAUGUGUGCUGUGUUGGUCAUCUUGAGUAGAACACACUUUUGGAUUUUCUUGUCGUGUGUAAAAAUUGGUAUGCGUAUACCCCACUUUACUUAACAGAAAGCCAAGGAGUAAGAAAAAACAUUUUCAGGGUCGCACCGAAUCAUCAUGUGCUCGCUGCCAAAAAAAAAAAAAUUAAAAAAUAAUAAACUGAAAAAGAAGCAACAAUGAACUCAUCAAAAUGCAAUACUGCCAUUGUAUUGUGAUGACCAAUUCCACAUCAUUUGAUUUAGCAUUGCAAAGAGCAAACAGAGGGUUUUGCUAAAGGCAUUAAAAUAUCAUCCUGUGUUCAGUGGUGUUUUUAUAUGAAUAAAAGAAAACGGUGGAUCGCAGACCACUUAGGUAGAUACAGUAUAAACCAGGAUAACUACACUACUCUUACUGUCGGCUUCUCUUACUACAGCAACGUACGCAACUGUGCAGCCCACAAAAAAAAAAAAUAUCAAACCUAAAAUAGAAUAUUAGCUAGCAGCUACAGCAGUGGAAAACAACAGAAUUGUCUUUUCCUGGUCACAUCACAUUGUCGUGGUCACCUGUUGCUAGGCAGGAGUCGUGGGGUACAACAAGCCCAAUGAAAAAUCUCGACUCAUUGUUCCUGCCACCUCUCCCGGACCUUUCUCGGAUGUUGUGGUGCGGGAGCCCACUGCAUUAGGUCAUAGUUAAGUGUGACUGGCAUAUCGAGCAUGUAUAUGAAAAUUUUUAUUUUAAUGAAAUGGUUUUUACUUUAUUUUAUUUUAAAAAUGCUAUUUAUGGGACACUGACAGUACAAACGCUAACUACCGACUUGGUGCAGCAGCCAUCCAAGAAAGGACAGGGAGAUAUGGCAGAAAAGAGGAAGUCGGUCAGAUGCAAACCAAGGAUAUUUUUCCAAAAACAUCAGUAUUAUGUUUAUUUAUACACAAUUUACGCACAACUAUGUAUUGGAUAUUUUAAAAAGACAUCUGUCGGACAUUUCUCCCCCCCCAAAAUGUUUCAUUCCAAGCACGCAUCCAUCAUCACUUGAGUCCGAUGAAAGUACAAAAAAAUCAGGGUGUUUGCACAGUUUGUCAAUUUACACAUAAAAUGCAACUACUGUACUGAGAAAAUAGCAAGAAAUUACGCUGGGACCAUUGUGAACAUUCUGUGUACACUAUUGAGACUUAAUAAGCAGACGUUUCCCAAAGAUGUUAGAAGCUCAUAGAGAACAAUAUUACUAACAAUGUACAAUAGGGCACAUAAUAUAUACAGCACCACUUUACUGAACUUUCCGUAUCUAUUUCAGCAUAAAACCUUUCAAAUACUAAGUGACUGACAAGUGGUUCUGUUCCAUCGCAUCCAGCUGACAGUGUAAUUGCAUAGCGUAGCGCGCAAAAAGUGGUCUGUGUUUCUUUUUUGCUUUAUAUUGACGAUCUGUGCUUAAUAUUGUGUGCGUGUGUGAGUUUUUAAGGGACCUUGUGUAAGAUGUGUUGUAUAGAACUGAACCUUUUGCCACCCAUAUUUUGCUGCCUCCAUACGUAAUACUGCUAAUGAGCACACUUGUGUUUGUGCAUCAAGCAUAUCAAAGCAGUAUCUAGUUAUACUGUACAUUUAGUAAAAGAGGACAACAGCUACGUCAAUUACAAAUAUGCCGAUACUAGCCACUAGUUAGCUUAGCAAUUCUGGAAAUGGUGCCUUUAUAACUUAAAAGGUGACGCUUCAGUUUAGAAUGUGCCAAAAUUGUGUAAAUUGGGCCUUAACAUGCUGGUGGUUUGAUAUGGUUACUGCUAGAGUGAUCCAAGCUACCUGUGUUUGUGCUAACUGCUAAGUGUGUUUAAAUCUGAAAAUGUGCAUUUUUAAAUCAAUUUUUAAAUCCCAAUCUACAAUCCCAAUCUGGGGCGUAGCACCAGAUUCUAGGCCCACAUACAGUAGCUUUAUGGAGGGCCCCCUCCUAAAAUAAUUUAUCGGGGGGGCAGUCAGAGGCCCUCCAAAAUGCUCAUGGCCCUGGGACAGCUGUCCCCUUUUUCCCCUCAGUGCAACGCCCCUGAUAAUAAUGGGGCCAUGCGCUAAUACCAGUCACGAGGUAGCUUAGCAAUAGUAAAAACUGUGACACAGCUUUUAAUCGUCUCUUAAACAUUCAUAUUUAUGAAUUGGUCCUGAACUCGUGCCUACAUAGAUUUUGUUACAUUUAGAGCGAGCUAAGCUUGCUACAUUUGUGAAGCUUGUUGAAAUCUGCAAAUUUACAACAUUAAUUUAUUGAGUAUUGGAAAGUCUACAAUCCCGAUAUCGCGUCCAUAUGCUAAUACUUGUCCCUCACGCUUGUUAUCCUAGCAUAGCCAUACACUACAAACGGUGACACUACAGUUUUUAAACUUGUGUUUUAAAGCUGAAUAUGUGUAAAUUUGGCCUUGACAUACUUCGAGAAUUAGUCAAGCUAACUGCUAAAUUCGCUCAAAUUUGCAAAUACUGUAUACGCCAUUAACUAACUUUUAACUGAAAUUGUUAAAAGUCAAGAAUCUCAAUUAGUCCAUAUGGUAAUACUAGCCUCUAGUUAGCUUAGCAAUGCUUGAAAUUGUGCCAAGCAUAACUUAACUUGACACUUCAGUUUAAAACGUGUGUAUUAAAGUCAAGUGGCCUACAGUAUGUGUGAACUGUGCGUUAUUAGGAUUUCCUCAGUUUCUAGGCAGGACACGCCCCACUGCAACAUGAUUGGCUCCUGCGUCGCGGGAAGGGCAGGCCACGCAGAUAUACAGUAACAAGGUGACCAUCCCAAACAUGUAUCACAUUUGUACGAAAUAAAAACAAAGAAGUUUGUUAUGGUUAAAUUUAGGGCGAGGGUUGGGGAUUAAGGUGAUUUAGGAUGGGUUAAGGUUCGGAUUAGGGUGAGUUAGGGUUAGUGGGAAACAUAUUAACCCCACCACACUUAAAUCACAUACUUCUUUUCCCAUCUGGAAGCAGUGGAGCGUAUUCUACCGGGAUACAGCAUCCAAUCAUAGAGCAGCGGCGCUCGUCUCGGAGUCAGUUUAUAUUGCAGCGGGGCGUGUCCUGCCUGAAAACUUUGUGGGAGUCCUAAUAACACAUGAGCUGCGCCGAAACAUGCUGCUAGUUAGAAUUGGUAACUCCAAGAUGAGACAAUUUAGCUAAAAAUUGUUUGGAUUUACAUUCCCCCCCACCCACCCCUCCCCAUAGGAACUACUGAAAAUGUAAUUAAGGACCCUGGGAACUUGAUUACUUGAUCAAAAGAAGAAUAUGCUGCUUUCAUAUGCUUGAUAACCACAUAAAAGUAUAAAAUGCCUUUGUCGUUCUGCCUUUUUUUCGACACGUGCCAUGUCGUACCGCCGAGCAAAACAUUUUCAAUUCGCAACACGGGUCAUGCUACCAUUGCUUACAUUAGCCGCUAACCACAAGACUGGGGGCUGCUUAAAAUGCUUUCUUAUUUUGCACGCACAUGCCUUUCUCCAACUCUGACGUGUACAGUAUACAGUAGUUACCAUUUGGCCUUAAUUGUCGACAUGCAUAUUUAUUAAUGAUGAGCAUUUUGUUCCAACGCAGUUAAGCAUGCUUCGUUUUGAGCAGCUCCUCGGUGAUGCAACAUACUGUACUGGACAUGAAUGUAGCCACAUGUGUAAAGCCAUUUUCCUUUAAUGGCCCCCUCAUUGCUUUAUUAUUAUUUCAUUUUUUAGUUGUUUUUUUUUUUCUCCAAAACAGUCCCAUGACAAAUACCAGCACAAUACAAGUACAACUAACAUUCAAUUUUCCUUAUCGGCCUCAUCCAACGAAACGCUAUCCACUUAGUUAACUGAAAAACAGAGUAGACAAAUGUGGUCUUGCCUGCAUGAUUCCCUUCUUUUUUAUUAUUAUUAUAAUUAUUCGUCGUGUAAAUACUUGUGAACUGUAUUUUUUUUUGUAUUAUGGAGAUGAAUUGUGACUGUUGUUUUUGUUAUAAUGUACAUAAAAAGCACUUUAUUUUAAAGUUUUUAAGAUAAAUGAAUAAAAUCAAUGUUUUUGACA
Phyllopteryx taeniolatus (common seadragon) is the source of this 8532-nucleotide messenger RNA. Its product is annotated as semaphorin-4B-like. The coding region runs from base 726 to 3233 and encodes 835 amino acids. Gene Ontology annotation, biological process: positive regulation of cell migration; semaphorin-plexin signaling pathway; negative chemotaxis. Gene Ontology annotation, molecular function: semaphorin receptor binding; chemorepellent activity. Lineage: Eukaryota; Metazoa; Chordata; Actinopteri; Syngnathiformes; Syngnathidae. The record is from RefSeq and is a predicted model, not a curated record. The transcript has 16 exons.